UGGUGUUUCAGGGCCGUAUAUCCAGAUGGUAACAGGUUCCCAUUGCUGUGCCACUGUGCUUUUGAGCAAGAAAAUACACACUUAAUGAAUCUAUGGGAGAACUAUUUAUUUACAUAUUCUGAGUCUGUUAGUAAUCGAAUAUAGCACGCGCAGUUAUUCUGUUUGCGCUAAAGUGCCAAAAUGCGGUUUAAUUAAUGGUGUUUACAAGCAGCACCACCGAGGACCACCUUAUUUUAAAGCCGACGUGGUGACAGCUGACAGCUUUACACUUGAAUGUGCGUCCACAGACCUCAUCUUCGUGACACCUUCAUCGUGCUGAAGGGGAGUGAGUGCGGGAGCGCACCGACGCACAGCCCGCUGCUCCCCACCGGGGGGGAGUUUCAGCUCUGACAGGAUGUCACAGGUUUGUCUGGCAGACGACACGGAGGAGCACCGGGGGGAGACAAGAACAGGGACUGUCCAUGACCAGUGACCAACUGCUUUGGGCGAUCAGUGGUCUCCUUGAGCUGAUUGACCAUGAGGAGAUGCUGCCUUCAGGUGCUCAUGGAGAAAUGUGAGGGAGACUGAGCUAACACAGGAGACACCACUCAGCCUACCCUUUCAAGGACAGAAGUACUUGGCACCUCUCAUCUAAGCAUCCAGCUGUGAAGGGAAGGUGCCCUGAGGCCGAGCCAUGGGCUGCGGGGGGAGCAGGACCGACGCCCUGGAGCCUCGGUACCUGGAGAGCUGGACCAAGGAGACGGAGUCGACGUGGCUCACCAGCACAGACACUGAUAUCCCCCUGUCGUCCAUCCAGAGCAUCCCCUCCGAGGGCUCUGAGGCCUGCUUCACCUCUGAGAAAACAAUCACCCCUGUUCCAGAUUUCUUCGAGGACGGACUCCCUCUUCCCGCUCAGGCUUACCUGAAGGUCUGUUCGGCCGUGUCUGAAGCCAGUCUGAACGACGUGAGGCCCAGCAGCCCCCCUGCAGUACUGGGCUCACCAGCGAAGGAGGCGGUGCGGCCUUCGUCUGGCACCACAGUGCAGCGCAGAAGUGUCCUUCACACUGAAGAGAUUACAAAAUGGCAGGACAACCGGAUGUCGACCAAGCAGGUGACCAUCACGGUCACACAGAGCAUCCAUCAGGUGGACAAGAACGGGAAGGUGAAGAAGUCCCUGACCACCUAUGAGGUUAUGAAACCUGUGGAAACGCUCAAACAGGUGGCCACACAAAACACCUGAGUGCAAGAGAGACUGGAAGAAGCCAAAGAUAAAGAUAACUGUGAUAUUAGUGAACUGACGGUAUUUUUUGGGGAAAAAGUCUGAUGUCUGAUGAAAGCACAAGCAGGACGUGUGACUUUGCAGUGAGACUUUAAACUGGACAAUCUGGUCAUAUUGAACAAAUGGCUCCUCUUCUUCAAAAUUAAGUUAAUCUAGGCUGUGUUGUACUUAAUACUUUAAGAAGUAUUUCUGUAGUGCCUGUUGCAGUUAUGUUUUCCUGUAUUUUGACACACUGAAGACACGUGAAACUGUAUGUUGGUCAAGACAAAACAUGACAUUUUACAAUACGUGCAGUAUCAUACCCAAAAUAAAUGAAGCCACGGUAUACCAGAGCAGAGAGCCAAAUCAUGAAAGCAGAAUUAUUACUUGGCACAACUGAUUCAGAAACUAAAAGCUACUGCAGUAUUAUUUCACAUCGCUGAAUAUUCACAAAUUAGAAAUAUUUUCUAGUUUUGUCAUGACACACAACACGUAGUUGCUGCUGUGCUACAAUCUGUGUGGCUCAGCGAACUGAUGUGAUGAUUGCACUAAUUACAGUGGAGCCUGGACAGGAGUUUGUGAUGACAAUGUAAACGACUGUCUUACUACAUCGUGCUGUUUUGUACAACACAGUGUUCAAUUUUCUUAUCUAUUUGUUUGUGUUUUCCAAUGACAAUAAAUUGAACAGAAACAUUUAAA
Messenger RNA from Scatophagus argus, 1936 nucleotides. RefSeq names its product BAALC binder of MAP3K1 and KLF4 b (gene baalcb). The coding region runs from base 674 to 1219 and encodes 181 amino acids. Gene Ontology annotation, cellular component: cytoplasm. NCBI's taxonomy places the organism in Eukaryota, Metazoa, Chordata, Actinopteri, Scatophagidae. The transcript has 5 exons. The record is from RefSeq and is a predicted model, not a curated record.